This is a messenger RNA of Leptidea sinapis, 1142 nucleotides long. RefSeq names its product ribonuclease P protein subunit p40-like. Bases 121 to 1140 code for a protein of 339 amino acids. The transcript has a single exon. Gene Ontology annotation, molecular function: ribonuclease P activity; ribonuclease MRP activity. The record is from RefSeq and is a predicted model, not a curated record. Lineage: Eukaryota; Metazoa; Arthropoda; Insecta; Lepidoptera; Pieridae. Gene Ontology annotation, cellular component: multimeric ribonuclease P complex; ribonuclease MRP complex. Gene Ontology annotation, biological process: endonucleolytic cleavage in ITS1 to separate SSU-rRNA from 5.8S rRNA and LSU-rRNA from tricistronic rRNA transcript (SSU-rRNA, 5.8S rRNA, LSU-rRNA); tRNA 5'-leader removal; tRNA 3'-end processing.
AAUGUUUCUCGAAUUAAAUUUUUUAGAAUGAUUAUAUUAUAAAAUAAUAAACUAUAAAGACCGAAACCUUAUAAAAAGCACUGGACGUUGAGAGUACAGAACUGCAUAAAGCCAUUUAAAAUGUUGUGUCCAGAAGUCAGUUCAUUCCCGCCACCCAUAACCUAUUCAACAAUAAAGAAAGAUUUAAGUCUAGAAGAUGUAAUAAACACUGUAGAAUUAAAUAACUUUUAUAAAAGUGCAAUAAUAACCUGUCCAGAUGAAGUAAAUGUACCUGCUUACAUUGAAGAUACAUUCGAUGAUAGUGACUACUAUGAAAUAUCCAAUUUGAGUCUUACCGAAUUUAUAGAUCCUGUAUUUAUUGAAACAUUUGUGAAACAUGGACGUAUAUAUUGUUUAUCAAUUAACAGAAAAUGUAUCAAUCAAAAUUGUGCAGCCAUAACACCUGAUGGCGUGUUAACACUUCAUGUUCUAGAAAACAUUUAUCAAACACUUGGCAUUGAAGGAGUUAAACAACCAAACAAUUUUUAUGGGAUCACCUUAGACUUGAAUAACCUGAAACGAAUAAAAAAGUUAACUGAGGCUCUAAGUAAGCUAGAACUAUUUGAGUUUCAUAUGUCUUGGGUACCACAUGAAGAAGAUAUUUGCCCCUCUACAAUAGCUAAAUACUUUAGUGAUAAAAACUGUGUAGUUAGACUGUGUAAUUUGAAAAUUGAACAUGUUGUACCACAAGUUAAGGAAGUACCAUCUCUUUGUGAUGUAGACUUAGACCAAGUUGUAGAAUGGGCUGGAAUGUUACUACAUGGUUGUGACUUGUAUCCAGAAGAUAACUAUACAAGUACUUACUAUGUCCCCGAUAGUGCAUCACCAUUGAAAACAUCAAGAAUAUCAAUACUUAUCAUUAAAGGAUUUAUAACACCUGACAUACUAAAAAAUACAUGUAAGAGUUUAUCUGAGCAUGUAUCACAGAGGGAUGUGGACUACUACUGGUGUGCCCUCAGCUUACAAAGCCAGGAGGAAGGUUUACACCGGUGGCACAGUCACUCUCCUCGGACGUUUCACUCACAUAAUAGUUCCUCUAAUAUUUUCUUCACACACACUAAUCAAAUUUUAUAUUCUAUUGGCCAAUUAAAUUAUUCAUAGUA